AUGCAGAAGACCCCGGGGUCAGACUCCAACGCCAUCUCAAGGUAGGGCUGGGGGAUGGCCCAUCUGAAAUCUUGCCGCUCAGCGGGGACAACAUUGAGUUGGAUGGACCACUGUGGUCUGAUUCGGGCAGCUUUCUGUGUGAGAAAAUCCCUGCCCCAUGCAAGAUCACGGGAUGCCCUUGGCUAACUGCUCCCUCCACCCGCCCCAGGAAUAUUAGGCAGAUGGUUGAGCUCAAGAAAGGAAAGGGAGACUUCGAAGAGAAUCGCUGGGUAAGUGGUAUAAUGGUUAGAGUGUCAGAUUGUGGCUUGGGAGACCAGGGUUUGAACCCCACUUGGCUGUGAAGCCUUGGGGUGACCUCGGGGAUCUGUCCCCGUCUCUCAGUCUAACCCACCUCACAAUGUUGCAGGGGGUCGGACUAGAUGAGUCAUGCGGGUUUCCCACAGGAUAGCCACUGUGGGAACAGGAUGCUGGACUGAAUGGGUCAUUGGCUUGAUCCAGAAGCCUGUUCUAAUGCUCUUAACGUUUGAAAACAGCCCUCUCAACUCUACUUACUACAUAAAUAAUUUUAAUUUCACACACAGUAGCAUAGCGUGGGUUGCCAGGGCCCGGGGCAAGGCAAGGAUCCUCAGCACUGCCUGCCAAUAAAUAGGCUGCAACAAAAGGCCAAUAGCUCUGCAACCUACACGACUGGCAGCCGCAGCAGUGAGCAUUCAGCACAGCGGAGAACAGGAGGAGGGAAUGUUCGGGAGCGGGUAUCUAUCCAAAGCCCAUGCACAGGGUGCCCUCACACCCGACUGUUGCUCAAAGCCACUCCUCAUUCUGCCCACACAAACACUGGGAGAUUUUCUGUGUGAGGGGGAGGGCAUGCUAUUUUUUUAUUUAUUAUUACUAUUUUUUAUUUUUUCCUUUGGAAAUGUUGUGCCCCUAAGAUAUUUGCACCCAGGGCAAACGUCCCUGUGGCUACGCCACUGCUUGAUUAUCUAAGACUCCAUUUCUGAGACUCACUGCCCAUCUGAGUAGACAACCAGGCAGGUUUGGAGAUUCAUCAGACAACAAUUGGGGAAUCUGGCAUAAAACCAUAAAUUGAUGCUUGGGAAAUGUGAGUUUUCACUUAAAACAGCCCCAGCCUCUCCUUAAAGGGACCCCUGACCAUUAGGUCCAGUCGUGGCCGACUCUGGGGUUGCAGCGCUCAUCUCACUUUAUUGGCCGAGGGAGCCGGCAUACAGCUUCCGGGUCAUGUGGCCAACAUGACUAAGCCGCUUCUGGCGAACCAGAGCAGCGCACGGAAGCGCCGUUUACCUUCCCGCCGGAGCCGUACCUAUUUAUCUACUUGCACUUUGAUGUGCUUUCAAACUGCUAGGUUGUCAGGAGCAGGGACCAAGCAACGGGAGCUCACCCCGUCGCGGGGAUUCGAACCGCCGACCUUCUGAUCGGCAAGUCCUAGACUCUGUAGUUUAACCCACAGUGCCACCCGUGUCCCUACAGCCUCUCCUUAUUUGCAGCUUAUUUCCCUCACAACACUCCCCCCAAGUGGGCUUGUUUAGAAACCGAGCUGGUGGAUAAAGGCUGGCGGCAGAGGUAUGCCGCUCGAACAGAGACAGCCGGCCUCACUUGCAAGUCCCCUGUGUUUCCCUCCCUGUCCUACAGGUACUUGCUGGUUCCCGGCCAUCCUCUGGCCUCCCUGCCCUUGGCGUCUCCCCCAGGGGCCCCCGACCUAGCAGCAGAGACCAUGGCCAACCUGCGCUUCUCUCCCCUGCCAGGACGCCUGUCCUGGAACCGCUCCCUCCUAUCCGAGAGCAUGAAGGGCCUGCUGGGGGCACUCCUGGGGGGCGUUGUGCCGGCCAGCUUUGUGGCGCCUUUCCCAUGCGUGGCCAAUCAGGCCUCGGGCAUCGCUUUAUUGGAGAUCCUCCUCAUCCACAGCAUCCUGUGCCGGCUACCUGCGCUGCCAGAAGGCCCCAUCCUUCGGGCUGCUGGAGGCCUGCCAGCGCACACUCCUGCACGCCUAGAUCGGCGUCAUCUCCAUCAGCUGCGCCUACAGCUCCUUCUUGGUGGUGCCCAGUGGGAACGCCACCGCUGUCCGGAAGGGCUCGUCCACGAUCUGCUCCAUCCUGCUGGCACUCUGCAUCGAGAACGGCAGACUGACGGGCCACGACUGGUGCAGGGGCGGCUUACGGUCUGGUCAAACAGUCUUUGUGGGUCGCACGUUGCUGACCCCUGA
Molecule: messenger RNA, 2218 nt
Organism: Podarcis lilfordi (Lilford's wall lizard)
Lineage: Eukaryota; Metazoa; Chordata; Lepidosauria; Squamata; Lacertidae
Source: the annotation of a GenBank genome assembly